ACCAAUAAAUUGUACUGGAAUUAAGAAAGCUUUACGUUAAAACAGAUCUUAGCUUGUACGUUCUUUUGGACUACCAGUAAUCUAAAGUUUUGCCAUCUAUCGUUUUUAUCAUCAUCAUUAUCUAGCCCCCUGGAGCCGCUUAAUCAUAGACAAUUUUUUUCAAGUCACAAAAUAGUAAACAACAUUGCACAAAUACAUUAAGUGACAUCAGAGUGCAAACUAUUUGUCACGCAAUUUUCAGAAAAGACCACCCGCGAUCAACAACUUGUAAUCCCAGUUGUAUUUUAUCGAGUUAACAGAACCAAACAACUCUCAAUCCUAUAGUCAACACAAGUCAUUCAAAAUUUAACGCGAAAUCACAAUUCAAAUAAUUACGCGUAUCAUUUGAGUAUAAAGAGAGACAAUUGCUCCUUAUCCUCAUAUCGUACGAUACUCGAGCUAACUACGAACGAAAUCAAAGACUGUAACGACAUACUCAAGAUGAAGGCUGCUUUUGUUAUUUUCCUGUGCGGUUUGAUUGCCGUCGCCAACACUCUCCCAGUGGAAGGUCCUGAAGCUGGAAAUACUGGACUGUCCAGAGCACAAGUGGCAGCUCUGCUCAAAGUAGUAAUACCACCAUGGGUGACCUGCAUCAACUCGAACUGCAGAUUGGGAUGUGUUGAUCAAGGACAUGUUGCUGGAUAUUGUGCUGCUGGGCAGUGCCAGUGCGUACCCGCUCCAGUUUAACCCGAAUAAAAAUAGUUAAUCGUUGGUUGUGUGUAAAUAUUUGAUAUAAUAAACUCAUGCUCCUACUAUAAAAUAUUGUCUUAAUUUUGACUCUAUGAUUUUCAAUUUGCAUUCUUAGAUUGAUACCCUUUAGUUCAUUGUUGAUUGUAAAUAUGGUAU
Acanthoscelides obtectus is the source of this 885-nucleotide messenger RNA. The record is from the annotation of a GenBank genome assembly. Lineage: Eukaryota; Metazoa; Arthropoda; Insecta; Coleoptera; Chrysomelidae.